AGCAGAAGCAGAGGACUUUCGGACUUUUAUAAAAGCCCGGAGUGGAGGGUGGUGUCGUGUGAUUAUUAGGCUGUGGUGCUGGAAUUCGUACUGUUGUUAUGGUGUCCGAGCUGUGCUGUAUUAUUAUUGUCUUCAUUCCUUCUUCGAACCAUCUCACGACCGCUGAAGGAGCACAGCUGCUGGGGGAAGAAACGUCACGGCUGUCUUUGAACGAAAUUGAAAAGGUCCGCUUAGCUAUUAAGGCUCACAUAACGGCCUUUCUCUUGGUUGACUGUCAAGACACGACGUCCCUCGCUCUCUUCGUAUACGCGCCUCGUCCUGGACAGGCGCGCAUUCUCCGCUGCUACAACAUCAUUAGGCGGUGUAUUGGAAAGGCUGCUUCCACGCAAGUUGCUCUUCUGGCGUUAGACCCGCCACUUUGGUUUGAGCCUCUCCCGCUUGAGCUUCUUGUUUUCACGCUGCAGUAUAAAUCGCACGAAGAGCUAUAUCAGCAUCGCAGCGAGUGGAAGGCCGGGCUGACGCUUAUGGCAAGAAUGCAGCGCGACUUGCCUCCAUCCGAGGAGAGAUACGACGUCCAGACCUACGUUGCGUUUAGUAGGGCCUCAUUAUCGAGAGACCGGGUUGGCUUACCUGAGACAUGUUUCCGACAGCGUUGACGGAUGCGACCCGCGGGAGUCGCUUUUCCCGCGCUGCAUAUCAGUGAAGGAGCGAACUUUGUCGAGAACUGCGGCCACCCUAUUUCAUUGACCGUACAGCCUGUACCAAUUAUGAUGGCAGAGCUUAUUAUAGGACAGCUCAAGCGCCGGACGUUAUGUGAUGUAAGCCUUCCUAAGUUCUCACAUCCGUUGGACGAGAACUGACG
Molecule: messenger RNA, 862 nt
Organism: Trematosphaeria pertusa
Lineage: Eukaryota; Fungi; Ascomycota; Dothideomycetes; Pleosporales; Trematosphaeriaceae
Exons: 1
Coding region: 99-656 (185 amino acids)
Source: RefSeq, a predicted model, not a curated record